AUGUCUGUACAAGUCUCUCGAGAGGCUGUCUUCUCACUCUACCGCUCUUUAUUACGUCAGACCUCCCGCCUUCCUCACUACUACUUGAAACAGUUCUGGUUUUUGCGUGGGCAAGAUGCGACGAGGCGUUUACUCGCUACAGAGGACAGCGUUCUAAGGAGGACCAAAUACAAACGCGUGCAGAAGGACAUGGCAAGACUCAAGAAAGCGAACACAGGAGACAAAGAAUGCUUCUCAUACAUCUUGGAGAUGGCUUACGGUCGGAAGGGCCCUUUGAAGCACGCCAUCAUGAAGCCUUUGUUGUCGGACCCUUCGCAACCCAAGCCACCCCGUAUCAUAGCAGCGGCGCCGAAAUCUCAUCCACCUGUUUACUCUCCGGAGCUUGCGGCUUUGUCCAUCAGUGGGUCUGCACGGAGAGUAGGGAAACCGCUGAAACCCGAUCAACUCGCCAACCCUCCCAAGAUGCCUGCCCGUGCCGACCCUUCUUCCUCUGAGCACAAGCUAUACGGACCUCUCAGCAAACGGCGACAGUCGAACAUCAGAUGGCGCUUCUUUACAGAUAACUGGCAGAAACUGCACGCGCCCCUCGAGUUGACGGUCGACCCAACACCCUCUUCUUCGAAAGGGAAGGAGGUCAUGCGUGGGGUACCACGAUGUAUUGGGAUAUACGGGCAAGGAGUCCUCGAAGACGUCAAAUCCGUAGCGAAUGCAUCACAUGGAAUGCGAACGCCCAUACCCCGUAGACAACGGCGAAGUCUAAGAGCCGACGAGGACGCGGGGUGGCGCCAUGAGACGCCGGCCGGCAUUGCGCCUAGUCGUUUUCUCCGUCGCCGUUAUGCCGAGCUUCUCGGCAAGAUACCUAUCUUGACUUAUACCAAGACCGGAAAAUACGUCGUAUCCUUGGACGGCGCUGCCAUGCACCAGGAGCGCGACUAUCUACUGGCCGACAUCGAUGAAUCAGAGCGAGGGUGGCUACCCGAAGGCUUCUGUGAGGUAGAGAAGAAGCCGAAGAAGGCUGAUAAACGAUAG
Peniophora sp. CBMAI 1063 is the source of this 1029-nucleotide messenger RNA. NCBI's taxonomy places the organism in Eukaryota, Fungi, Basidiomycota, Agaricomycetes, Russulales, Peniophoraceae. The record is from the annotation of a GenBank genome assembly.